AUGUCUUCUAAGUCAGUUUUAGGUUGCAUAAGGAGACAUUUCAAAGGAGGCUCCACAACUCAAAGGAGAGUGCCCUCCCAUCAUCCCACGGUGUCAUUGGGGGGUCGAAACCCUACCGAGGGUCUCCUUCCCUCUCUUGCCCUGCCCAUCCCCUUCCUGUAUAUCCACCACACCUUCGAGCCAGACAGGCCCUGUCACUCCUUCAAGCAGUUCUCCAGGAGCAUGAGGGCCAUGCAGCGCUUCCACCAAGAAGACCGCGGCUGGGCUGAUGUUCCCCUCAGCUUUGUGGUGGGUUCUGAAGGGUACAUCUACGAGGGGCGCGGCUGGCAUCACCUUGGCAACCACACCAGGGGGCAGAACCCUUACGGUUACGGCGUGGCCUUCAUUGGCAACUACUCCUCCUUUCUGCCCUCACGCCACGCCCUGGAUCUGGUGCGCCAACACCUGGCCAAGUGUGCAGUGGAUGGCGGGCGCCUGCAGGCCAACUUCACCCUCCACGGGCACCGGCAGCUGGUGGACACCUCAUGUCCAGGAGACGCCCUCUACUCAGAGAUCAGGGGCUGGGAGCACUUUGGGGUGAGAGACUGUUCAGUAUUAUAG
This is a messenger RNA of Oncorhynchus masou masou (cherry salmon), 600 nucleotides long. RefSeq names its product N-acetylmuramoyl-L-alanine amidase-like. The transcript has 2 exons. Lineage: Eukaryota; Metazoa; Chordata; Actinopteri; Salmoniformes; Salmonidae. The coding region runs from base 1 to 600 and encodes 199 amino acids. Gene Ontology annotation, biological process: peptidoglycan catabolic process; detection of bacterium; defense response to Gram-positive bacterium. Gene Ontology annotation, molecular function: peptidoglycan binding; N-acetylmuramoyl-L-alanine amidase activity; zinc ion binding. The record is from RefSeq and is a predicted model, not a curated record.